Messenger RNA from Saccostrea echinata, 2369 nucleotides. RefSeq lists its product as uncharacterized. The transcript has 13 exons. The record is from RefSeq and is a predicted model, not a curated record. Lineage: Eukaryota; Metazoa; Mollusca; Bivalvia; Ostreida; Ostreidae. The coding region runs from base 94 to 1872 and encodes 592 amino acids.
UGACAAGAGUGAGCAGUGUGACUUUUUUGUUCAUUCGAGAUUUAGACUAUAAUGAUUGAGCAGUAAUUAAGUUUCAGAAAGGAACUGCCCUAGAUGGAGAAGUUGUUAUCAAGAUCCUGUAUUUGCUGUCAGUCACUGAGGGAUUUCUCUAGACACAAUCAGUUAUUCCAAAAUGGGUUUCACAAAUCAGGAGUAUUGAGACAGAAGACUGGCACUGGUAAAGUCAGUGGCUGGAGCCGCCUGAGGAGUGGCUUGAAAUAUGGAUUUGUUGCUGUGACUUUGUCUGCUGGUGUUCUCUAUGCUAUAGCUGAAGAACCCCAAAAACGGAAAGUCAGAGUGCUCUUUGGUGGAAUAAACAGAUUUUUUAGAUCUCUUUCAAUUGGAACAAUAAUUUCUUUGGAUUACAAGUACAACUUAUGGGGGUUAAAAGAAGACUCAGAUGAAUAUAACGAAGCUUUGAGUCCUUGUCAUAAAAGGGCAGCAGAGCGUUUAUUGGCAGGUUGUUUAGCUAAUGGAGGACUGUAUGUAAAACUAGGACAAGGCCUUGUAUCAAUGAACCACAUACUGCCCAGAGAAUAUUUAGAAACACUAGUAGUUCUUCAAGAUAAAGCUCUUCCCAAGAAAGCUCAUGAUAUAGAUCAGCUUUUUACUGAGGAUUUUGGUAAAACACCUCAGGAAAUUUUCAAGAGUUUUGAGGAGGAGCCAAUAGCAGCAGCCAGUUUAGCUCAGGUUCAUAAAGCUGAAACUCAUGAUGGACAGAAAGUGGCGGUCAAGGUGCAGUACAUAGACCUACAGGACAGGUUUGCUGGUGAUGUACGGACUUGUGAGAUUAUACUGAAGUUAAUUGGAUGGAUGCAUCCCAAGUUUGCCUUUGCAUGGGCUUUACAGGACCUAAAGGACACAUUAGAACAAGAAUUAGACUUUGUAAAUGAAGGGAAAAAUUCAGAAAGGUGUCAAAGUGAUCUAGGACAUUUAAAGUAUGUUUAUGUGCCAAAAGUUCACUGGGACAAAACUUCAACAAGAGUUCUUACUGCUGAGUUCAUAGAUGGACACAAGAUAAGUGAUAAAAAGGCUAUUGAGAAGAUGGGACUAUCAUUAUAUGAUGUUGACACGAAGUUAUGUAGGGCAUUUGCUGACCAGAUAUUCCUGUCUGGAUUUGUCCAUGCAGAUCCUCAUCCAGGCAACGUGUUUAUUAGAAAGGAUGCUAAAGGUAAAGCUCAGCUGGUGUUGCUUGACCACGGACUUUACGACAAACUAUCACCACAAGACAGACAAUCUAUGUGUAACCUAUACAAGGCAAUUGUCCUCAACAAUGAAGACAACAUGCAGAAGUUCUCAAAGGCUCUGGGAGUUGAUGAUUAUCAGGUAUUCUGCCUUCUAACAAAGCAGGGCAGGGUUGUGUUUGAGAAAGCACCUCCAUUGUUUCGACACAAAAUCUUGACAAAGAAGGAAUUUUAUGAACUACCUCCAGAGAUCAAGGCUGAGUGGUUAGAAGACUACCAUGCCCUCCAUGAUCGAAUUCGUCUUGUAGUAAGACAGAUGCCGACUGGUCUUUUCUUUAUUUUUAGGAAUAUGAACACCAUUAGAGCAAUAUGUCAGGAACAUGGUCAUGUAGUGGACAGAUAUGGUAUUAUGGCAAAGAGUGCAAUGAGAGGUGCACGUAAGUUUGGCAUUCAGGAUAUAACCUGGUCAGGGAAGAUAAAAGCAUGGUUAGAGAUGCUACAUUAUGACUAUCGCAUCAGGGCUGAGAACUUUAAAAUAUGGCUGGGAAUUCUAUAUCUUCGUAUUUUGGUCUGGUUAGGACGAGUGCCAUCUUUAGAAGAAAUUAGAGGAAUCAUAGAAAAAGAGCAGAAAAGAUUAAAUCCUGUAUGAGUAAAGUACAACUAGGAACAAAUUGAAAGAAUAUUUUAUUUUUUAAGAACUGUAUGCACAGUGUUUUACAAAGUAUUCUGUUUGCCAUAAAAAUGUGGGACUCCCUCCAUAUUUUUUUCCUCUUAAAAUAAGACAUUUGAUAUUUAGAUAACACUAGAUGAUAUUAUAUAGCAUAUAUUUUACCUAGGAGCUCAUUUUUACGUGAUCUAAUUUUGAAAUCUUGUAUCUCAGAAAUGACUGUAGUCUUGUGAAAGUUUAAAAUAGAUACAUGUAUUUGCCAAGAUGUAUGCAAAUUCUGCACCUGCCAUAGACCUUUACUGCUUUGUAUUUCAGAAUCCCAGUGGAAAAAAAUCACUCUGUAAAGAUGUAUUUUUAUAUACAAGUUUACUUGUUAUUUUGUAGAACCAUGUAUUUAUACUUGACUAUGCACUGUGUAAUGUAUACAUUUUAAUCUGUGAAUGUCAAUGUAAUCAGAAUUUGUUAUAGAAAAUUUUCUU